AUGAUUAAGUACCGCACUAGAUCUGGUGAUUUUCUAUUUCUUGGGAAAUCAUGCGUUUCAUUCCAUCCUUUCCCCUCUUCUUCUCCCUUCCCCUCACCGCCCUCCCUCUUCUUCCCCUCACCGCCCUCCCUCUUCUUCCCCUCACCGCCCUCCCUCUUCUUCCCCUCACCGCCCUCCCUCUUCUUCCCCUCACCGCCCUCCCUCUUCUUCCCCUCACCGCCCUCCCUCUUCUUCCCCACUCCCUUGCACGCUCCCCUCGAGUUUGGCCCUCCGUCCCUCCCCACCUCCCUCCCUCCCUGUGAUCUCUCACCCUCCCUCUCACCCUCCCUCUCACCCUCCCUCUCACCCUCCCUCUCACCCUCCCUCUCGCCCUCCCUCGCACCUUCCUUCCUGCUCCAUAUCUCCCCCCUCCAGUCUGGACGAUGCAUUGGACUCGACUCAGUGGGCAUCCAAACCUUCCUCAAGAACCUCCAUCCCGCCAUGCGGGAGAGACCCCAGGCCAUCAUGGGCGUGCCCUGGGACCCCAACUCACGCUGCAAUCCCAGUCCCCCUUUGGUUCUUUCCUCCCUCGCUCCUUCCCUCUCCAGUUUCGAUGAUGCGUUGGAUUCAGUGGGAAUUCAAACCUUCCUGAAGAACGUCCACCCAUCCAUGCGGGAGAGAGCACAGGCCAUCAUGAGCGUCCGUUGGGACCCCAACUCCCGCCCCAACCUCUUUGGGGAGAUGCGCUCACCCUUCCUUCCCCCGCGUUCUCCCCUCACUCCCACCAGUUUUGAUGAUGCACUGGACUUAGUGGGCAUUCAAACCUUCCUCAAGAACCUCCAUCCGGCGAUGCAGGAGAGAGCACAGGCCAUCAUGGGCGUGCCGUGGGACCCCAACUCGCGCCCCAACCUUUUUGAUGAUGCAUUGGAUUCAGUGGGCAUCCAAACCUUCCUCAAGAACCUCCAUCCCGCCAAGCGGGAGAGAGCACACGCCAUCAUGGGCGUGCCGUGGGACCCCAACUCGCGCCCCAACCUGUUUGAGGAGAUGGCGCGCGUGCUGCUGCUGACUUUUGAGAAUUCUCAAAAUUUUGAUGAUGCAUUAGACUCAGUGGGCAUUCAAACCUUCCUCAAGAACCUCCAUCCGGCGAUGCGGGAGAGAGCACAGGCCAUAAUGGGCGUGCCGUGGGACCCCAAUUCGCGCCCCAACCUGUUUGGGGAGAUUGCGCGCGUGCUGCUGCUGCCGACGCCAGCAGUGGCGGAGGCAGUGAGAUGGGCGCUGGGGAGCGGAGGGAGGGACGCUGAUGUGGUCAUUCACUUUCGGCACGGCGGGAGGGACGCAGAUGCGCUCAUUCACUUCUGCGCGGCGGGUGAGUGGCUUGGAUUCGCUUGCUACGUUGGUGCCAAGGUUGGGGUUGCCGUCGGCGGAUGCAGUGAGGUGGGCGCUGGGCAGUGGAGGGAUGCCGACGUGGUAAUUCAUUACCGCCACGGCGGGUUGCUGGCGUGGGGGAAGGGGAGAAUUCGGUGGGGCGGAGGCAGACGAUUGCUGGAGACAGAGGGUAGAGGAGAGGGUGGUGGAGAGAUAGAGAUGGGUGGAGAAGGGGAGGAGGUGGGUAGAGAAAGGGGUGGAGGACGGGAGGAGGAGGGCAGAGGAGGAGAGGGGAUGGGUGGAGGGGAAGAGGAAGGUCAGUUGGAGCGUGCGAGUGUGCGUCGUGACUCGGUGGUGGUGCUGCAGAAGCAGAAAGGGGGAGGAGGGAAGGGCAAGGGCAAGACAACGACUUUUGAGGCGCCUCAAAAUCUGGAGCGUGCGAGUGCGCGUCGUGCGAGUGUUUUUGAUGCGGUGGUGGUGCAGAAGCAGAAAGGGGGAGGAGGGAAGGGCAAGGGCAAGACAACCAAGGGAAAGACGAAGAAGGGAAAAACGAAAGUAGGAAAGACGAAAACGGGGAAGACAAAGAAGGGAAAGCCGGGGAAGGCGAAAUCGGGGAAGGCAAAGACGGGGAAGAGGGUGAAGUGGACUCAAGGACAGAAGAAGGCGGCUGGGGAUGAGGAUGAGAAAGGAGGGAAUAAGGAAGGAGGGAGCGAGAACAAGACAGCAGGGAGCAAGAAAGCGGCGAGCGAUAAGGACAAGCUGAGGGUGGUGGUGGUGGCGGAUCAUCCAAGCGUGUUCCGCAAGAUAGGUGCACUGACGUCCGACUUUGCAAAGGUGGGUCUACUGUGCCGCUCUUUGCAAAGCCGCUUGCACCUGUGCGGCGCCUGUUUGAACCUCGUGUUCCACCACCUCUUCGUCCUCUCUCGUUACCUCGUCGUCCGCGGCGGCUGCCGCGUCCUACGCGGAUUCCACGCGUUGCUCUUCCAACAGCAGCUCCCUCGCGCCCUGUCUGCGGCGCCGCGACCGUCUCGUUUUCGCUUCGUCGGCGCGCUGGCGUCGGCUGCGGUACGAUCGGGGGUGAUGGACCCAUCCGCGAGACGGGAUCCGGAGCUGGAGGGUUCCGCGGAGAGCGCGCUGCCGCAGCCUGCGCCUGCCGGGCCUCGUCCGCGUCUCCUUGCGCAUCCCUCCGCAAGCGAGCCCGUUCGCCGCUUCGAGCGGGUGCAAACACUUCCCCAUCGGCCUGCCGCGCGCCUCACCUCGCCGGAGUAUUCGUGGGCGCCUGCACGUGUUGCGUCGAACCGCCCGGACGGUCAGCCGCGGCAUGAGCGCGGGUGCUCGCCUCCGCGUCAGCCUCCUCGGCCGCCCUCUCCUCGCCGCCCUUCUCCUGAGCAUCGCGAGCACUAUCAGCGCGGGGAGGGGGGUCAGCGUUCCCCUGCACGUCCUCGCUCUCCUCGCCGCCCAUCCCCUCGUGGUCAGGCAGGCCAGCGCUCACCCCGAGCGCGAUCCCCCGCGCAACGCUCUCCGCGGCGAUCUCCGGCGACACGGGGGAGGGGGUCGCCUGGGCGUCGCUGGGAUUCGGGUCGCCGCGAGCAGUCCCCCCCGCGUCCACAUUCGGCUGGUUCCGGGGGACGGCGGGGCUGGCGGAAAGGCGGAGGGCGAGGCGGGAAUGGCAACCAGCCGGAUCCUGCCCUCGAUCGCGCUGCGGACACGUUCGUGGAGGUGGUGAGGCAGGCCCGGGCGAGUGGGGCGCCGACUCACGUCCACAUUGAGGUGACCAACGGUCCCCCCUUCGCCGCGGACCCCGGCCAGGUUGCUCCUCUGCGCGCGCCGACGCUGCGCGAAUAUCAGCCCGCGCGUGGGGGAAGGGCUCAGUUCCGCACCCCCCGUCAGGUUCCCGGCUUCCCUGCGCCGCGCUUAUCUGUUGGCCGGACUCCAGGCUGGCCGGCGGCGUUUCCGCGCGAAGCGCUGACUGCACCUCCCCCCACUCGCGCGGGGAGAGACCCCAUGCUGACGAUGUGCCGGAUUUUGAAUCUGGCGGAGGCGUGCGAGGUGGUGGCGAACUUGCAGCUGGCGGUGUGUGGGGCCACGCGGAGCUUUCCGAGCAGUUUCGGUCCAGGGUCCCGAGGAUCCUGCUUGACUUUGGCAGAAUCGCUGGAGUCGCCGUUGGCACCCGUGUCGGAUGCGCCCGCCGGGGUAGCUCCCUUAGCCCGUACUUUCCCCCGCCACGUGGGGGAUCUUGUAGGGGCUGCUCAAGCCGGGACCCCCUUGGACACGCUCCAGUCGUCGGCGCAUCUCCUUCUUGCAGUAUCGGCGUGCAAGCGCUCGAUGCUUGAGGUGGAGGGGGCGGAGCCGUACACGAUAUCAUUCAUCAUUCGUUUUGACCAUGCUAAGUUCGUGCGCCGACACCCGGAAAGCCCUCUUGCCUCUGCAAAGAACAAAUCACUCCCAUCCUUCCGAGUGCGAGACUGGGGCCCCCUGCCCCGCUGGGUGGCAUUGGUCGACUUCUUCCUUGCCGCCCGGGCGCGCUACGCCUUCAUUUCUGCAGGGCGAUCAAGGGUCUUCACCACCUUCUCUCAGCUCGCUGCCUCUCUCGCCGCUGCCAGGAGCCUAGAGGACACCCCCUCCCCUCAAGCAUCGCGCUUCCUCCUGCUAAGCGCCUUCCACUCGCACCUACUGGAAAACGGUUUAGCCAACCAGGGGGGUCGCGGCCACGCCUGGCACACCUUCUCUGGCCGCCUCUCCUGCCCCGCCCAGCCCCCCCAGUGCGCCCUCUCCCCCGCCCUGCCCUAUGCCUGGUGGGACGCGCCCUGGCAGUCCCCUGCGCGGGGGGAAGGGGGGAAGCUGAGGCGGUUGGGGCUGCAGGUGGGGGAAAGGGGGGAGGUGGGGGAGGAGGCUGUGGAGAGGUUUUGUGAGAGGCGGAAGGGGGUGGCUGUGAGAGUGAAGCUAGAGAUGGGGCUGAUAGGGGGAGGAGAGGAGGGAAAGGGGGAGAAAAAAGGGAGGGGGGAGGGUGAGAAGGGGAAGGGGGAAAAGGGGAAGGGGAAGAAGGGGGAGAAAGGGACGAAGAAGGCAAUUCAGAGAUGA
Molecule: messenger RNA, 4425 nt
Organism: Closterium sp. NIES-65
Lineage: Eukaryota; Viridiplantae; Streptophyta; Zygnematophyceae; Desmidiales; Closteriaceae
Source: the annotation of a GenBank genome assembly